CUGGCAAAUACGCUUUCCGGCGGGCGGGUCGAGGCGGGAGGUUGCUAGUGGAGGCGUGAGCUUGCCUACCGGUGCAGCGGGGUCGUGUUUUGCACCUUGGGGGCCUCCUUGGCGACGUGAGCACCUCGACUCAGCAUGCCGGGCGUGAAGCUGACUACCCAGGCCUACUGCAAGAUGGUGCUACACGGCGCCAAGUACCCGCACUGCGCGGUCAACGGGCUUCUGGUGGCCGAGAGGCAGAGGCCGCGCAAGGAGCAUCCGCCGGGCUCGGGCAGCCACACUCUCUUCGUGGACUGCAUCCCGCUUUUCCACGGCACGCUGGCCCUGGCGCCCAUGCUGGAGGUGGCGCUCACCCUGAUCGACUCAUGGUGCAAAGAAAACAGCUAUGUGAUUGCCGGCUAUUACCAAGCUAAUGAGCGUGUGAAGGAUGCCAGCCCAAACCAGGUGGCAGAGAAGGUGGCCUCCAGGAUCGCUGAGGGCUUCAGUGACACUGCACUCAUCAUGGUGGACAAUGCCAAGUUCACGAUGGACUGCGCAGCACCUACAAUCCAUGUCUACGAGCACCAUGAGAACAGGUGGCGAUGCAGAGACCCACACCACGACUACUGCGAGGAUUGGCCGGAGGCACAGAGGAUCUUGGCGUCGCUCCUGGACAGCCGCUCCUAUGAAACACUCGUGGAUUUUGAUAACCACCUGGAUGACAUUCGGAACGACUGGACAAACCCUGAGAUCAACAAAGCAGUUCUGCACCUGUGCUAGAUGAGUGCAUAACUGGACACUGCACUACAGAGAAGAGAAAAACCUAUUUUUAAAUUUUGAGUAAUAGUGGACUAAGUCUGUGGUGUGUGCCUUGGAAGGGGAGUCUGAUCAGCAUCCUUCAGGGCAGGGUUGUGAAGAGGUGUAGGCCACCCAGGCUUUGGGUUCCUUUUCUGUGCUGCCCAGUCCUGCCCAUCAGAGCUCUUUCUGCUUGUCCCGGUUGUUCCCAUUAAACAGUUCUAGUCUUUUAUAAUCUA
Messenger RNA from Myodes glareolus (Bank vole), 1013 nucleotides. RefSeq names its product ER membrane protein complex subunit 8 (gene Emc8). The record is from RefSeq and is a predicted model, not a curated record. NCBI's taxonomy places the organism in Eukaryota, Metazoa, Chordata, Mammalia, Rodentia, Cricetidae. Gene Ontology annotation, cellular component: EMC complex.